Molecule: messenger RNA, 1375 nt
Organism: Durusdinium trenchii
Lineage: Eukaryota; Dinophyceae; Suessiales; Symbiodiniaceae
Source: the annotation of a GenBank genome assembly
GGACUUUUUGGCUCAGAAGGGUAGGUCUAGGGAGCACACAAGCUGCAGUAGGAUCGUGACGCCAUUGCAACCAGGCGAAACAUGGCAUACACCAUGGACAUGCAGGGGGACACGCCUGGGCUUGUCGUGAGGAACACCUUCCUGGAGUACUCUGGGCGGGACCCAUGCUUUGAUUUUGAAGACAAUCUGCGGAUGGGCAGGAGCAGGGCUUUCUCAGACAUUUCGGACAACAAGUUGCCUUGGAAGGUGCCAAUCUCAAGUGGGGCUGACUCUGCUGGUCUCUUCCAGAUUUCAAGGAAGAGGAUUGCAUCUGAGCAAGAGGAUUUGUUCAUGAGUGGCUUGGACUUUUCUGCUAUGGAGGAGAAUCCUGCAACAAUUCCUCAAGAAGCAGGAUCCCGGGUCCCGCCGCAGUUCCCAAAUCUUCUGAACUUCAGUCCUUGCUCGAGCCUGAUGCCUCAACUUGGCUAUGGAUUGCCUGAUGUGGGAAAUCCAUGGCUCUUUGGGAGUGGUUUGUCUCCAACAUGUGCAAAUUUGCCGCCUUGGAAUCUGUCCAUGUUUCCACCUACCCCACCAAGCCUUGCCGCUGCGGCUGCAUUGUGGAAGGAGCAGGGCAUUCGUCAUGGAAGCUUGAAGAAAGAAACCAGUGAGGUCCGAGCAAAGAAAAAGGUUCCUGAAAAGAAAGGCCAGAAAGAUGGUGCCAGCUUGCCAGUUGGAGUCCAGGCGAAGGCUGACAAAGUCCCGCAGCCAGAGCCAUUGGGCGACCCGACCACUGUGAUGCUUCGCCAUAUCCCAAACAGAUACACUUCUGCGCAGCUGGUUGAGCUGCUUGAUGCCAAAGGCUUCCAGGCCAAAUAUGACUUUGUGUACCUACCCAUCGAUUUCCAGAACAAAGUAAACCUCGGGUAUUGUUUUGUGAAUCUUCUUUCACACGAAUGGGCUCUUCGCUUCAAGCAGGAGUUUGAGGGCUUCACGGAAUGGCUUUUUGAUUCCGUCAAGGCCAGUGAGGUGUCUUGGGCCCAUCCACAUCAAGGUCUGAAUGAGCACAUUGAAAGGUACCGAAACAGUCCUGUGAUGCACCCCAGCAUGCCUUCAGAGUACAAGCCUCUGAUUUUCAGCAACGGCGUCCACGUUCCGUUCCCGGCACCCACCAGGACAAUCAAGGCGCCAAAGGUUCGCACUAAUCGUGAUCGACAAGGAUCCAAGGAGGCAUGAGAUGGUGGUGGACAAUUUUGGUGGCAACGCCCUCAAAGGAUCAGUCACCACUAAUGCAGCUAUGGCAGUGUUCAUCUGAUGCCUAAAGCUUGAGGCCACUCGCUGCCUCUCUAAAAGACAGACAGAGAGAGGGAGUCUGACACCCCCCCGAUGCAAACCAUGA